This is a messenger RNA of Hypoxylon fragiforme, 1821 nucleotides long. Its product is annotated as actin family. Lineage: Eukaryota; Fungi; Ascomycota; Sordariomycetes; Xylariales; Hypoxylaceae. Gene Ontology annotation, molecular function: actin filament binding. The record is from RefSeq and is a predicted model, not a curated record. Gene Ontology annotation, cellular component: Arp2/3 protein complex; actin cortical patch. The coding region runs from base 159 to 1478 and encodes 439 amino acids. Gene Ontology annotation, biological process: Arp2/3 complex-mediated actin nucleation. The transcript is spliced from 7 exons.
CGUAAUUUCAACUUUCUAGGCCGUAUCAUUGUCAGCCAAUUUCCCCAACAGCUAUCCCGCGAGCUUCCUCUUCGAUACUAUAAUAAAGCCUUCCUCCUCUAAUUCUCUGCCUUAACCUUUCUAAAUCAGGAAGCUUGCGCAGCUUCUCUCUCGACAUAAUGGCGAACCAAACCCCUGCCGUUGUCAUGGACAACGGCACGGGUUUCUCAAAGCUUGGUUUCGCCGGAAACGAUUCUCCCUCCUUCGUCUUCCCGACAGCGAUAGCUACGAAAGGCCCCGCUGGAGGUGCUGGAGGAACCGGAUCGGGUCGACCGGCCGUGGCAAACAAGCCAACUUUCCUUACAGGAGGUACCGGCCCUGGCGGUAAUUUAUCGUCCAAACGAGGCACCGAAGACUUGGACUUCUUUAUCGGCGACGAGGCCAUUGCCGCUUCAAAUGGGCCGGGUUAUGGGCUACACUACCCAAUUCGACAUGGUCAAAUAGAGAACUGGGACCAUAUGGAAAGAUUCUGGUCAAACUCUAUCUUCAAGUAUUUACGUGUCGAGCCCGAAGACCACUACUUCCUCUUGACCGAGCCUCCUUUGAACCCUCCCGAAAACCGAGAAAAUACCGCCGAGAUCUUCUUCGAGUCUUUCAACUGCGCCGGACUCUACAUCGCAGUUCAGGCCGUUCUCGCUCUUGCUGCGUCGUGGACAUCCGCGAAAGUGUCUGAUCGCUCUCUAACAGGUACUGUUAUUGAUUCGGGCGACGGUGUCACUCACGUCAUUCCCGUUGCCGAAGGCUACGUGAUUGGAUCGUCUAUAAAGUCCAUCCCGAUCGCCGGUCGUGAUAUAACCUAUUUCGUCCAAUCUUUGCUACGUGACCGAGGCGAGCCCGACAGCUCUUUAAAGACGGCCCAAGAAAUUAAGGAAGAGCACUGCUACGUAUGCCCAGAUAUUGUCAAGGAAUUUUCGAGAUUCGACCGAGAUCGAAGUCGAUUUGCCAAGCACGUUGUUUCGCAGCCAGGUGGCCGCCAAGUGACCGUCGACGUGGGAUAUGAGCGAUUCCUAGCCCCUGAAAUAUUCUUCAACCCGGAAAUCUACUCCUCCGACUUCCUCACGCCGCUGCCUGUCGUUGUUGAUGGUGUUAUCCAAUCAAGUCCGAUCGACGUCCGAAGAGGGCUAUACAAGAAUAUUGUUUUAUCAGGAGGCAGCACGUUAUACAAGGAUUUUGGGCGAAGAUUGCAGCGUGACAUCAAGCACUUGGUAGACGCAAGAAUUCGUGCUAGCGAAGUCCGCAGUGGAGGAGCCAAGAGCGGUGGCUUGGAGGUUCAGGUUAUCUCGCACAAGCGACAACGGCAUGGCCCAUGGUUUGGUGGCAGCUUAUUGGGGCAGACCCCUGAGUUCCGAUCUUAUUGCCACACCAAAGCAGAGUACCAAGAAUACGGACCUGGUAUCGUGCGAAGAUUCGCUCUACUUGGUGGGCCAGGUGGUUCGUAGAAGCGGAUCGAUAGGACCGACCCCACGAUAUCAGAUAGACAGGAAUGGCAAAGGGGAUGCAAAAGUUUAACGUAUAUCCGAAAUAGUGAAGCAGGCAACUGUCAAAAUCAUGAGCAAAUGAUAAUGCCUUAAAUCAUGUACUUGUUUGAUUCUUCGUAGUAUUGGUCUCCCAUGUGCCCUCGAUUCAGAAAAGACGAAGAGGCCUCUUAUAUUGGGUCUACUUAUCAAAUUAGUAUAAUCGUUUGUUUGGUUUCAACAUGUUAUCAUUAUAUUACAGCACAUGUCGAGUUCCUAUGUAUUACUUGCCUAGUUAUAAACGUUUCGUAUCAGAUAUAAUCUAUGC